Molecule: messenger RNA, 708 nt
Organism: Fulvia fulva
Lineage: Eukaryota; Fungi; Ascomycota; Dothideomycetes; Mycosphaerellales; Mycosphaerellaceae
Exons: 1
Coding region: 1-708 (235 amino acids)
Source: RefSeq, a predicted model, not a curated record
AUGCCGUCCGCCGCAGAACUCCGCAAACUAGCAGACCAACCACUCGACCCAAACAUACCACAAACCUACGGAUUCAGAGGGUUGCAGGAACAAGAACAGCCUGCCAACGCCUCCCAACGACCCUCAGAAGCCACCAGCGCCCCCCUGAACGAAGACUACGAGCCCCACCAUGAUAAAUCCCUCCAGCUGUCGGCCGAUCGCCAACACAUCCUCGACUCCAUCCUCCGCCUCUACAGCGGCUCCGGCACACACGAGAGAGAUGCAACCGGUGCCCAAGAUAUGCGUGUCUACGCCAAAAAGGCCGUGUAUGACGACAUAGCCUCCUACUGCGACACGCGCUACAAGAUCGCUGGGCAAUGGUACGGCAUUCCCGCCGUCAUGAAAAGUAGCGUUACAAAAGCUGUUGAGGUGGUUCAGUCCUCAGAAGCAGAUCCUGCGAGUAACACACCUGCAGCUAUUGCAUUCAAGAUGAAGCGGGAUUGGACACCGCGACUCAUGCUGGGCAAGACGUUCGAGGUGAACCAUUUCGUUACACUGAGUCUUGAGAAAGCUGCGGAGGAGGAUGGAGAGGGACCGGCGGAGAGGAUCAAGUAUCAUAAGGAUCAGUGGAAUGAGAAGGACUAUGAGCAUGAUGGGUAUGGAAAGAUUAUGAAGACGGUCAAUGGGGAUUAUGCCACGAUUGGGACGAGGCCGCCGAAGGAUCUGUAA